AUGAAUGCCGCUGAAAUUUGCAAUCACGAAAAGAGCACCGAUCCUAUUUUGUACUCGCUCACCAUGGUGGCGAGGAGCAUAUUCGAGGAAAUGGCGAUGCUUGACGUUCAACGCUCAAGGCUUGCUAGGUAUACGGAGAAUACAGCUGUCGACUUUUUUCUCCUGGUAGAAUCGAAUGCAGAAGAGCUCGCUUAUAUGAAGGUAUACAAAUAUCAAUUAGAGACGAUGCUCAUGAUGAAUAGGGACUGUAUACAACAACGCUUCUCCCACCGCGGUAUUGUACCAUCAGACAAAUCUAACCCGAGAUAUCAUACUGAUAAAGUUGAACGAAAGGUCUCAGUUUCCAACGACCUUCAUCACUCUGAGUGCGGUGAUACUGUAAGGAUGGAAGAUGAGGCUCCCAACGUGUCUCGCCAUGAAGAGAUUGAACCCAGCUUCCCGUUGGAUUGGAACAUUGACUCGGUUCUGGCGUCACCGAUGGAUAUAAUGCCCAUACAGCACGCUGUCCCCGACUAUAUGAUAUAUACAUUGCCGCUGCUAUUACCAUUGCCGCUGCUAUUGCCAUUGCCGGCUCUAUCGUCUACAGUUGUCGCCCCCGACACUUCACUGCCUACUAUAGAUAUGCCAUCCGUGGCUGUGCCUACUGCGCCUGCAGUCAACGUCCCUUUGCGGGGAAAGACUAGGCGAGAUAGCCGCUCAAGUAUACUACGACCGCAAAUUACCAAGGUAAUCACAGUGUCGAAAAUAACGGGGUGUGAGCGCCCCUCACGAGUUGUACGCUCAAAAGGGACAAACGUAGAUGAGGAAAGAGAAUUUAAGAAGUACCUGCUCAAACCUCCAUGUAGCCGUAAAGAUUUGGUCAAGGGUUUGCACGUAAAUGACAGGGCAUAUGGUAUGACGAAAAAACUCGAUGAAACAGGGAUAAAUGAUGAUUUAGAAUGGCAGUCUAUGCUGCGAAGCCAAGUGAUAGCCGACCGCCUGGAUGCUGUGCGCGCGAUAGUACUUAACAUGAAGGUCGGACGGGGUUUGCUAGGAACAAAUCCAAAGAGCCAUACAAAUUUGAUACCAGCUCUGGCCGAUAUAUUGUACAUCAAGUUUUGUUGUCGCGACGAUACGCUUUCAUUAGAUAAGUGGGCGAAGCUGGUGCGAGAAGUAUAUUACCAAGUGAUAAAGGAACGAGAGGUAUCCCAGCCUCUUGGAUGUUCUUAG
This is a messenger RNA of Sphaeroforma arctica JP610, 1209 nucleotides long. RefSeq lists its product as hypothetical. The record is from RefSeq and is a predicted model, not a curated record. The coding region runs from base 1 to 1209 and encodes 402 amino acids. NCBI's taxonomy places the organism in Eukaryota, Ichthyosporea, Ichthyophonida. The transcript has a single exon.